AUGCAGUACGUUAAAGCCCGUUCUGUCGUCGGCAGAAGCUUGGUGAGGCCUCGGCAGCCGGCCACCACGUCCCACACGCAUACGCUACGUCUACAACUUGCCAGGAGACUUGCAUCGACCGAAGCUACGCCCUUAACGCCCCCUUCUCCGCGAAGGUUUUCAAUAAUUAAGCGUUUUCUCCAAACUCUUGGCGGUUUCACGCUCCUUUCCGCCGGUACGGUUGCAACAUUUUAUUACUUUGCCCAGAAGGACCGCACACCGGGCCACCAAUUGCCGCAUGACCCCGAGAAGAAGACCCUGGUUAUCUUGGGGAGUGGAUGGGGUGCAACGAGCUUACUGAAUUCGCUGGACACCUCGGAAUACAACGUGGUCCUUAUCAGUCCGAGGAAUUAUUUUCUGUUCACCCCGCUGCUUCCUAGCGUGGCCGUUGGUACUCUGAACCCGAGGUCCAUCAUUCAGCCGACACGGUAUGUCACACGCCACAAGGCGCGACAGGUUGCCGUUAUUGAGGCCCACGCGACAUCUGUUGACCCUGUAGCUAAAACUGUAACAUUUGAAGACACUUCGGAAAUCCAGGGCUUGGUAUCAUUGACGACCAUCAACUAUGAUUAUCUUGUCUUCGCUGUGGGUGCUGAGGUGCAGACCUUCAAUAUUCCUGGUGUAAAGGAGUAUGCCUGCUUCAUGAAAGAGCUGGAGGAUGCCGAGAAGAUGCAACGCAGAUUCUUGGACUGUCUGGAAUCUGCUGCGUUCCCUGGCCAGAGCCAGGACGAGGUCGACCGCUUGCUUCACAUGGUCGUCGUCGGUGGUGGCCCAACAGGUAUAGAGCUGAGCGGAGAGAUCCACGAUUUCCUCGAGGAGGACCUCCGCUCAUGGUUCCCGGAACUUGCGAACAGCGUGCGCAUCAGCCUGGUCGAGGCGCUCCCAUCAGUGCUGCCCAUGUUCAGCAAGCGCCUGAUCGAGUACACCGAGGCACAGUUCAAGCAAGCCAAGAUUGAUAUCCUCACCAAGACAAUGGUCAAGGAAAUCAAGGAGAAGAGCGUCGUCCUCCAGAUGCCGGAUAAGAGCAUCGUCGAGGUUCCUUGCGGGAUGGUUGUCUGGGCUGCUGGUAAUACUGGUCGCCAAGUCACUAGGGACUUGAUGUCCAAGCUCCCCGAGCACCAGACCAACAAGAGGGGUAUCGUUGUGGAUGACCAUCUCAGGAUGCUCGGCACGGACCGCACGAUCUUCGCGCUGGGCGACUGCACCGCGACGUCGUACGCACCGACCGCGCAAGUCGCCUCGCAGGAGGGCGCGUACCUUGCACGCAUUCUAGCGCAGAUCGCAAAAGCCGACAAUCUCGAGUCGCGCUUGCACGCGCUUCGGAGCUCCCCGGAGACGCCCGAAAGCAAGGCGGAGAUCACGAGCAUCGGGCGGCAGCUGAACAGGACGAGGAAGCUUAGGCCGUUUGAAUACUCUCAUCAGGGAUCGUUGGCCUACAUUGGUUCGGAUAAGGCCAUCGCAGACCUGCCGUUCUUCAACGGUAACCUGGCUACUGGAGGUGUAGCGACCUUCCUCUUCUGGCGCAGCGCGUACCUCAGCACGCUCUUCUCCCUCCGGAACCGGACACUCGUCGCCACCGACUGGAUAAAAGUCAAGCUUUUCGGACGUGACGUAAGCCGUGAAUAA
Molecule: messenger RNA, 1665 nt
Organism: Sparassis crispa
Lineage: Eukaryota; Fungi; Basidiomycota; Agaricomycetes; Polyporales; Sparassidaceae
Product: Probable NADH-ubiquinone oxidoreductase, mitochondrial
Exons: 18
Coding region: 1-1665 (554 amino acids)
Molecular function (GO): NADH dehydrogenase activity
Source: RefSeq, a predicted model, not a curated record